UGUUUUCAAUUUCCGACAUCGGCAGCUUUGCAAGUCUCGCGGUAUUUGCUGUGGCCGGCGGGCGUGAGCCAGUGCUUUUUUCUGGCGGGCCUUUUUAGCUCGGCUCCUCGCCGGCACCCGUCUGUCGCCCGGAACCUCUGGGCUGAGCAACAUGACGUCCGCCUUGGAGAAUUACAUUAACCGAACUGUUGCUGUUAUUACUUCUGAUGGCAGAAUGAUUGUGGGUACACUUAAAGGUUUUGACCAGACCAUUAAUUUGAUUUUGGAUGAAAGCCAUGAACGAGUAUUCAGCUCUUCACAGGGAGUUGAACAAGUGGUACUAGGAUUAUACAUCGUAAGAGGUGACAAUGUCUGUAGCACACUGAGGAAAAAACGGCAUGCAGUAGACAUCUGUAAAUCUUGUACAGAAACUGUUCUGAGAAUGGUGUUCAGAAUUUUUAUCAACAUGUUAAUUGUGGAUUUUGACUUCAUAUUGACUCAUUGUAAUAUAUAAAUCAAAAUAUUUCUAUGUUUUUAUUGAAAAAACUUUUUUGCCUAAAUUAUAAGUGUGGUAGCUUCAUUUUAUUUUUCUACUGAAUGUAAUGAAAGUCUAAUGAUUUUGAAAACUUAAGAAAAUCAGUACUUUCUGAUAUUUUAAUAUUUGUGGAAAAGUAGUUGAAUUUUUGAGUUAUAUAAAUCAUGCAUACAAGUAAAUAGUACAAAAUACAUGUAUUUCUUUCCAAGAUUUUAAAGUUAUCAGAAGGUGAUCUUCUGAUGAUAUCUAAACAAAUCACUGGAAUUUAUUCUAUGGCCCUUGUGAUACUGGUAGUGCCAGUGCCUUUAAAAGUUACUGUCUAGCACUUAAGAGAUGUGGGUAAAAAUGUAUUUGGUUGAGUAAAGAAAGAAUACCAACAAAGUUUUAAUAAAUUAGAUUAAAAACUAGAAUUUGAAUAUUAAAGAUGAGGAAGAGAGGUAGGAUUAGUAGAGAAGAUAAUUUGCAAAGCCUUUGGAUGACCAAUGAGUUAGAUAUGAAAAUAAUAUGAACAUGUUACUGAAUAUGAACAUGUUAAUACUGAAUUUUAGCAGUAUAUUAUCUGAAAAAUUGAUUCCAUAUAAUCUUAAAAGCCACUGUAGUUUUUUACUUUUAAGAAUUGGGAAAUUUCUAAUAUCAAAGAGUUUUUGUUGUUUUUAUAUGUGGGUAAAUAAACCUUAGAUUUAUAUUGCAGCAGUGCUUGCUGUUGCCAGUAGCUUUCCAUGAUUGGUUGCUUCCAUAAAUCUGAUUGGAGAGGUAAACUUGGUCUUUUAAAGAAUUCAUAGGAACAAGGUUAUAAGGAGUAUUUAGAUAAUCCAGGUUAGUCCAUAGAAAUUUAUAAUGAAGAAAAUUGAAAAAUAGUUGCAUCCUUACAAUUCUAACAACAUUUAAAUAGUUUUUAAAUAUGAAAGUAUUUAAGAUAGAGGUUGGCAAAUUUCGGUAAAGAUCUAGACAGUAGAUAUUUUAGACUUUGUAGGCCAUGUGGUCACUGUAGCAGGUACUCAACCAUGCUGCUGUAACAAAAGCAGGGAUAGAUACAAAUACAUGAAUAGUCACAGGCUAUACAGAAAUAGUCACAGCUCUUUUCCAGUAAAACUUCAUUUGCAAAAACAGGCAGCAGGCUGGAUUUGCCCUGAAAGGCAUAUAGUUUGCUGAUUCAUGGCUUAAAGUACUAGGUCAGUAAGAAGAGAAGCUGCCCACUUUGUAUAAAUUCUGAAAAGGGCUUCUGGAAUGGAUCCUUUCAUAGUUUAGAGGUGAGUUUCAUAUACAUUUUAAAAUAUUUAAAACCCUUAAAGACAUAAUUUUGUCUAAUAAAUAAAACAAGACUUGUAAGGAGAAAGAUUUUUUUUCAUAGAUCAUGAAGCAUGAUUACCUUGAGAUAACUUGGUUGAUACUCAGUGAUGUAAUUAGAAGGUUAAAUAGUCAGUAUUGGUUAUUUAUAAAUACUGGCUUUGUAGUAUAAGGUUUUAGAAUUGAUUCAGUAAUAAAAUGAAAAUAACGCAAAGUGGGUAAGGUAAACAACCUUAGGGACUGAACCAAAUAUUCUAUUUUAAUCACUAAUGAUAUUUUAAAUUACUAAACUAAUUCCAAAAAUUUAAUGGCAAAACAACGUUAGCUCGCUAAGAAAUACAUUCUAACAGUAUAAAUGAAGUCAAGUCAUUUUUCCAAAGCACUUCAUAUAUGAACACAGAUUACAUAUGAAUAAGAAAACAUAAUCUGGAAAUGCAUUCCUUAUAUGAUGUGUCCUCAUUUAAAAAAUUUUAAAAAAUACGUUAGAUGUAUUUUCCUGAUGGAAAAAUUCCCCAAAUGAUAAUUUUUGUGACUUUUUAUUAAUGAUGUAUAGAUGAAGUGAAUGAUAGUGUACUGAUACACCUUUUUUUUCCGUAGAUGCACAUAACAGACUUAACCAGUUCAAAUUAAAUUUAUAUUUUCAUGAAAAUGGAAGGGAACUACAACCAAGAGUGAUGAUGUGAUUGAUAUGUAGUAUCAAAUUUUUUAUAUUCUUUAAUGAAAUUUUAAUUCUAUAAUCAUUUAUGCAAAGUCAAAUUGAUUAUGCUCUGUAAUUACCUCUGUCCUUUGUGAUUCAGGCACAGGCACAAUCCAAAACCAGUUUAUAAUUAAUUAAAAAUGUUUCUUAGAUAAUUUCAUUAAAGCUGUUUGAAAAGAAUAAUUAACUGCAAAAAGAACUUAAGUUUUUUCUUAACUAAAAAGUUAAGUAUCUAAAAUAAUAAUUUAAAAUAGCUUUGCUUUCAGGUUGAAGAACUUUGAUGAGUUAAAUGGCCUCAAGCGCUGAGGCUUUUGACUUAAAUAUUACGAAUCUUGGAACAAAUCUUGGUUCCUAGGACAAUUGAUACUAAAGAUAUUGUAUUAAUAUUUGCUUCUCUUAAACAUCAUAUUUAAUACCUUAAUCUCCCUGAACUUUUAAGCUAAUGAGUGAUGUGAAUAGGACUAAACACAACUUUCAGAUGAUACUUAAUGCUAAUACAGGAUAACCAUGGCAAUAUUUUUCUCAGACAAGUAAUGUUAAGAUUUGCCAUGUAGAGAAGAAAGUAAAUAUUCCCCUUUUAGUGCCAUGUCCACCUACUUGUCUAGUGGUUAAUUUAUAAAGGAAUGCUUAAUUAGCAAUAGAGUAUAUUCUGGCCCUUCACCUUCAAAAUUAGUGGGUAGUAGUUUUUAUUUAUUUACUGCUUAUUAUAUGCUAGGCAUGAUGCUAAAUGCUUAAACAGUGAUUUCAACAGUGAUCAACAGGGAGAUUGAGGCUUAGCAGGGUUAAGUGUCUUACAAGACAUACCAGUAGAAAGUAACAGGCUUUAACUUUUCGAGCUUCUUUUACUUAGAUUGUAUUUUCUGUCACUGGAAAGUGCAAUUUCAAAAUGGAGCAUCAGAAGCCUGAUUGAGAAAUAGAUGAGCUAAGGCAACUGCCAAAGCUGCUCUGUAGGUCAUUUUCAUUAUAAUUACGUGAGAUGCUUUAAAAAUAUUCCUGGGCCCUACUUUCAUUGAUUGUGGUCUGGUAGUUCUAUAAUUGGACAAAAAGGGAUGGUUGCUAACAGCAAAAGAAACCAUGAUAGGUGUGCUAGGAUAAAUCUACCCCACAAAAUGCUUAGGAUUCACUGAUCCUCCUGAGCUGUGACAAAAUUGGAUGGCAUUUAAGGCCCUUGAUGUGAAUUUUAAGUCAUAAUAAUAAAAAACAGCUAUUCUAAAUAUUUAAAGACCACAAUAGGUUUCAAAUUUGGGUUUUGUCAUUUCAUUUUAGUCUGUCCUAUUGGCUACCAUAACUGUACAAGGAACCUGAGUAUAUAAAUUUGAAGAAUUUAGGUUGUGUGAAAGGCAUGUAUAAGUUUAGUGUUUUAGCGAAUAUGAGUCGAAUUAAGUUUGUUUCUAUCCUCUAGACUUGGAGUUUAAGGUAAAAUUCCAAAGAUUUGUGAAGAGGAACCUCUUCAUUUUGACCUUUUUUUGGUGUGUGUGUGUGGGGGGUGCGGAGAGGUGGGUUGUUUUGAGACAGGGUUUUCCUAUGUAGCCCAAACUGCCCUUGCACUUGUAAUUCACCUCAGGCUUCCAAGUCCUGGGAUUACAAGCAUGUGUUAUCAUGCCUCACUUUUCUUUUUCCUUCUUUUUUUGGUUUAAUGAGACAGGGUCUCACUAGUCCAGUAUAGCCUUGAACUAACUCUGUAGCCCAGUCUGGGCUCAAAGUCACCAUCCUUCCUCAGCCUCCUAAUUACUGGGAUUGCAGGUAUGUGCCACCACACUGAGGUAUUCUGAACUUUUUUUUUUUUUUGGUACCAGGGAUCAAACUCAGGUCCUUGCGGUUGUGCAGCAGGUGGCGGUGAAAGCACUGACCUAUAUCCCCGGCCCUAUUCUGAACUUUUAUAGUUAUUUCCUCAUUUCUUAGAUUAUGUCAUUUUAAAUUUCAUUUAACUUAUUUUGCCUUUUUAUUUUUUAAUUUGGGCUGUUUGUGGUUUUAAAAAAUUUUUUAAGUCAUGGACAAACUUGAUAAAAUUGCUUUUUGUUUACGUAAGUGACUGAAAAAAGUUAGCAAGAUGGAGCUGUCUCCUUCAGGCUUGAUAGUGAUCCAUUAAACAGCAUACUGUUCUCAUUCAACCAGCUAUAAAUUCAUUUAAUUGCAGAAAAUCAAGUUCUUUCUGUCUUGUUUACAGGGAUUAUUGGUGUGAAAUGUGGUCAGAUGCUUUGAUGUGAUCUUUACUCUUCUUAGCUUAACUAUGUAACUUGGGCCUUGGUCUUUGUGAAUUGAUACAGCUACUUAGUGAUCAUUGCUUCCUUUGCUCUGUGUCUUCAAUUGUAAAAAAUAGAUUUUGGAAUUUUGUUAGGGACAUUUAUAAGCCAUUAAUACAUGGUAGGCACUGUAUGUGAAGAUCUGUGUAUGUCAAGGAACAAAAUUAACAAGUUCU
Heterocephalus glaber (naked mole-rat) is the source of this 4917-nucleotide messenger RNA. The record is from RefSeq and is a predicted model, not a curated record. Lineage: Eukaryota; Metazoa; Chordata; Mammalia; Rodentia; Bathyergidae.